This is a messenger RNA of Aspergillus tanneri, 1008 nucleotides long. RefSeq lists its product as uncharacterized. The coding region runs from base 1 to 1008 and encodes 335 amino acids. The record is from RefSeq and is a predicted model, not a curated record. NCBI's taxonomy places the organism in Eukaryota, Fungi, Ascomycota, Eurotiomycetes, Eurotiales, Aspergillaceae. The transcript is spliced from 3 exons.
AUGACUGGCUCAGUUCUCGAAGAGACACGUACUAUCAAGAUUAAAUGGCCUUCUCUCGGCAUCACUGUGACUGCCUUGAUGAACGUCAUGGAAAACUCGCAGCUCAUUGACCUACUUUUUAGGUGUCUCCCCUACCGUUCCCUUCAAAGCCAUGCAUUGGUGUCUGGUGACCAUCUGUAUCACAUCAUCCCCCAGGAGGAGCUCAUCCACACUCCUGCCAUUCAUAAGGUUCCGAACAGGGCCGACACGCCCGACGGGACCGUGUUUCUCUCCAGGAAUCAGCAUAUGGCAAUCAAAUAUGGCCCUCUGUCCGAGUACCUCCCAGCUGCACCAUGCGGGAUGGUCAUCCCUGAAGACAUACCCAAGUUGCGAAACGCCGGAGAUGGCUUAUGGCGUGCCUGCUAUGAAACCGCCCAAGCUAUUGAUGUGGUGGUUUGGGAUGCCACUCAGCCUGAACCAGUGGGGAGUCUUCCUCUCCAAAUUCAGCGGACAGGUGUCAAUGAAGAAGUCAAGAAUAUUAUUCGCGAGAUUCAUGUGAAGACCAACAGGUCGUGGUCCGGGCUGUCUGAGGACCUUGAAAUCGUGCACAAGGGUCUAGCGCCUUCCGGCGCAGGCUCGAAAGGUUCUUAUUUUCAUACGAUGGUCUUCCUGCAAGGGCAAAUAAGAGCGCUAGGGUAUACCGUCUUAAAUAACAUCAUUCGGAUGGCGGCAACGCAACCUCACUUCGGCCUAGAACACCUGAUCACAAUGUACAGAGUCUUGGGUUCGCCAAUUGCCGAAUUUUGUGGUUAUAUGGGUACUGACUCUCUUUUGGAGAUGUACGAAGCGAUUGAUGCUGCGAUUAAGCACGGCAUUGAGAAUAACCCCAACCAGGUGGUGGCUCGGGAAGACUUUCUAGCCAUGGUCAGUGCAUUUGCGCAGUACGUUACUCUGCUCAACGCACAGAGUUUGCAACUCUUCCCCUGGAGACACGGAGAGGAUCACCGGAUUGCACUUCCCGCACCCUGA